This is a messenger RNA of Mollisia scopiformis, 2806 nucleotides long. RefSeq lists its product as uncharacterized. The transcript is spliced from 5 exons. The coding region runs from base 441 to 2354 and encodes 637 amino acids. The record is from RefSeq and is a predicted model, not a curated record. Gene Ontology annotation, molecular function: copper ion binding; oxidoreductase activity. NCBI's taxonomy places the organism in Eukaryota, Fungi, Ascomycota, Leotiomycetes, Helotiales, Mollisiaceae.
ACUCGCCCGACGGCUGGUAUCGCAGCAAACAAUCAACAUACGUGCAUCUUACCCUGCCCAUUACCAAUCAUCACGUACACAUGUCGACCUUCUAUUUCUCUUCUGGAAUUCGGUCGGCAUGUCACUUAUCUUUCCAUCUCCAUUUACAAAUGUCUUAUCUGAUGGAAGUACGACAGCCACCUCCACGAAGUCUCGUCCGUGAAGCUCGUAUAUGAUAUUUGCAGGUCUUAUAAUUGUAUAAUAGGCCGUUAUUUUUGAUCUUUCCUUGUACUGAAAAAAGUGAAUUGAUAUUCGCUUCUGGAGUCGCGUGCUCAACUGGUUUUUUCUUGCAGCGCGCAAAUUUGAGCCAUUGGAGAGCAACCACCGGGACACUUCACCUGUGGCUACGAGAUGCUGUCACGAUCCAGUUUCUGUAGCACAUUCACACUUAUUUGACCACCAUGGAUGACGAGAAGCCUGACAGAGUCACUGCUGCAGUCGAUCCAGAAAAGCCAUCUGCUACAAGCUCAAAACCUAGCAAGCUCUCCUUAUUGAUCGGAGGGGCUAUCGUUGUUAUUGUUGUCCUUGCUCUUGCUCUCGGACUGGGCUUGGGAUUAGGUCUGAAGCAUCAUCAUAGCUCAGCAGUCUCCUCUUCAUCGACGGUACCUUCAGCAAGCGCCUCUCCGUCCUCCACGCCAUCCGGACUAUCGGAAAAUAUCCCAUCAUGGAGGAGAGAUCCAUCUGAAUACCUUCUAGAUAUGGAUUGGGAUAUCAAUGCUGCUCCUACAACGAGGAUAUUCAAUAUUACAGUCAGUGAGAUUCAAGCUGCUCCUGAUGGGGUUAUGCGAACAAUGCUUGUUAUGAACGGACAAUUCCCAGGCCCGUUAAUCAGAGUGAAUGAAGGCGAUCGGGUGUUGGUCAAUGUGACAAAUCAAUUGAAGAAUGGCACUUCGAUGCAUUGGCAUGGGUUCUUUCAAAAUGGAACCAACUGGAUGGAUGGAACGGCGGGGAUCACACAGUGUCCAAUACCUCCGGGCACAUCUUCUCUUUACAAUUUCACUGUAGAGAACCAAUUUGGGACCUAUUGGUAUCAUUCCCAUUUCUCAUCUCAGUACACGGACGGCCUUGUUGGUCCCUUUAUCGUACACUCUCCAUCUGAAGCAACUGUUCGCUCGACCUACGAUUAUGAUCAAGUUAUCCUUCUCUCGGACUGGUAUCAUGAUCUCAGCAGCGCCUUACUGCCUGCUUAUCUUGCAUCAGGAAACGAAAAUGCAGAGCCACUGCCAGACAGUGGUGUAAUUCAGGGGACAAAUUACUUCGACUGCUCGUCAUAUGACCCCGACAGUGGUUACAUUUGCCAAGAUAACUCCACUCGUGCAAUUCUCCCUAUUCAUCCUCAGAAACGACAUCGUCUCCGCCUCAUCAACACAGGAGCAUUCGGAGAAUUUGAUGUCAGCAUUGACAAUCACACACUCUCCGUCAUCGAAGCAGACUCGACCCUCAUCACUCCAGUCACUGUACACCGCGUCCCAAUUCACAUCGCACAGCGCUAUUCGGUAGUCGUGAACUUCAACCAGUCCACCUCCACCAACUACUGGUUCCGCGCUCAAAUGAACGAGCACUGCUUCUCCGCCGACAACCCCGUCCUAGAUCCCGACGUCAAGGCUCUCAUCUCAUACAGCAACACAACAUCCGAACCCACCAACUCAAUAGACUGGACCGACGUCCUCGACGUCACAUGCCAAGACCUAAACACCACUCUCCUCGUCCCCCUAACCCCCAUCUCGCCCCCCAAAAACGACCUAACCUACCAACUCGACAUCUCCUUCCAAAUCGGCUCCUACGCCCUCGACAAAGCCUACAUAAACUCCACAACCUGGACCCCCUCCAGCACCCCGACCCUCAACCAAGCAAUCUCCGCCCUCUCCUCCCAAAACACCACCCUCUCAUCCUCCUUCUCCACUCUCGGCCUCGACACAACCCUCUACUCACCCUCCGGCUCCCAAUUCAUCCUCUCAAUCCCCACCCUCCAAACCGUAGAUAUCCUACUCAACAAUUUCGACGAGGGCGCGCACCCAUUCCAUCUACACGGCCACCAGUUCUGGGAACUCGCUUCGGGGACGGGGAAUUUUGAUUGGGGGACCGCGUAUCAGGGGAUCGAUACGAGGAAUCCGAUGAGGAGGGAUACGUUGACGGUGGAUGCGUAUGGGUGGAGUUUGAUACGGUUUGUGGCGGAUAAUCCGGGGUUGUGGGCGUUGCAUUGUCAUAUUAGUUGGCAUAUGGAGGCGGGGCUUUUGAUGCAAUUCCAGACGAGAGCGGAUAUUAUGAAGACGUGGACAUUGCCGGCUGAUGUAAAGGGAUUGUGUUCUACUUAGAUGUUCUAUGCAUGAUUCAUUUGCUUUUGAUAUAGAUGGAAGUGAAACUCAGUGUCUGAUCUUCUUCUUUGUGGUGAUUUGUUCCCUAAGUGGCGUUCGUUAGGCUCAACAUUCUGGACGUGAAGUCGGACAUUUUCAGCUUGAUAUGGUAGUCAGUCGUUCUUUUGAAUCGGCUUUUGGAUCUUAAGAGGCAAUAGAGUACUCAGGUAGGAAAUCGAAAUAACUUGGGCGUGAUCUUGGUUAGUCGGAAGAUGAGGAGGGUUCGGAAAUGUUAAACGUGUAUAUCAGCGAAGAGGAGAGGUCGAUAUCAUUUGAUGUCACGGAUAGUGAGGGAGAGCCAGAGAACGAGAAUGAGGAUGGCAUGGAUGAGGGUCAACUCCGGGGUGCGAAGAGGCAAAGAAGAGAGGGAGGAUCAUAACGAUGACAUGGGAAAUAGAAGUUUCUUUUCUGCC